This is a messenger RNA of Hemibagrus wyckioides, 10392 nucleotides long. It is a transcript of the gene mast1b, whose product is annotated as microtubule associated serine/threonine kinase 1b. Lineage: Eukaryota; Metazoa; Chordata; Actinopteri; Siluriformes; Bagridae. Gene Ontology annotation, molecular function: protein binding; magnesium ion binding; ATP binding. The transcript is spliced from 27 exons. Gene Ontology annotation, biological process: peptidyl-serine phosphorylation; intracellular signal transduction. The record is from RefSeq and is a predicted model, not a curated record. The coding region runs from base 637 to 5301 and encodes 1554 amino acids.
AAGAGGCACACACACACACACACACACACACACACACACACACACACACACACACAGUUCCGCGUUGCAGCUUAGAAAGCCGAGUGAGUUUUUUUUUAUUUUUUUAUUUUUACAUGUGUUAACGGAAUAAUUAUUCAGCGCGAGGGACUUCCUGCUGAAUGAGUGUCUCGCGCUCUGUUUUGGUGUUCGUGGAGGAUGUGACCGUGCUGUUAUAAUAUAUAUGUAUAUAUAUAUAUUAAUCGGAGCAUACGCUAUUUUUCCGUUACGAAAAAAAGAGAAUUUGGAUAUCUUCCUACUGGUUUAAGGUGAUUACGUGUUAAAUAUGGAAUUCUGACCCGGAGCGGGACGAUAAGGAGCUCUGUUAGCUAACGGCUAACCAGGGGGAGGAAAAAAAGAAACAAAAAACGGAAAAGACCGAAACGGAUGCGCGAGCGCGUUCCGUGAUGACCGCUGUGUAUGUAAGGUGACGGUGUUUUUGUGAGGAAACGGUGAUCACCCCGUUAACAGGGAUGUCAGGACGGAGAGCAGCGCAAUGAUUCAACAUCUCUCCAGUUCCCCGGGCUCGGGUUAAUCACACCGGAACCGUUCACCAGACAUCCUUCUAUCCUUUGUGGUACCGGUGUCUAUCAGGACAUUAUGGACGAUACCGGGAUAAUCCGGCGCAGGCGGCUGCAGAAGGAUCUUCCUCUGCCACGUAAAAGCAGCAGCUGUCGUGCCACUAACAGGAAGAGUCUGAUCCUCACCUCAACCUCACCCACUUUACCUCGCGCUCACUCUCCUCUGCCUGGACACCUCGGAAGCAGCCCACUGGACAGCCCUCGCAACUUCUCUCCCAGCAAUCCAGCUCACUUCUCCUUCACAGCAUCUUCCAGACGGGAUGGUCGCCGUUGGUCUCUGGCUUCUCUUCCUUCUUCUGGUUAUGGCACCAAUACACCCAGCUCAACGUCGUCCAGUUCGUCUCAGGAGCGUCUGCACCAGUUGUCCUAUCAGCCCUCCAUGGACGAGCUGCUCUUCCUGUCCAAACACUUCGGCAGUACCGAGAGCAUCACGGAUGAUGACGGGGGGCGGAGCUCUCCCCAUACACGCCCACGCUCACGCAGCCUCAGUCCGGGCAGAUCGGCUUCCUGCUUCGACAACGAGAUCAUGAUGAUGAACCAUGUGUACAAAGAGCGCUUCCCAAAGGCGACAACUCAGAUGGAGGGGCGAUUAGCCGACUUCAUCCACUCCUUCUCUCCGGACAGCGUGCUCCCUCUGGCCGACGGGGUCCUGAGCUUCAUCCACCACCAGAUCAUCGAGCUGGCCCGAGACUGCCUGAACAAAUCCAGAGACGACCUCAUCACCACCGUCUACUUCUACGAGCUGCAGGAGAACCUGGACAAACUGCUGCAUGAUGCGUACGAGCGGUCAGAGAGUUCAGAGCUGACCUUUAUCACAGAGCUGGUGAAGAAGCUCCUCAUCAUCAUCUCGCGUCCAGCACGGCUCUUGGAAUGUCUGGAGUUUAACCCAGAGGACUUCUACCACCUGCUGGAGGCAGCUGAAGAUCACGCCAAACAAGGACACUUGAUGAAGACGGACAUCCCGCGCUACAUUAUCAGCCAGCUCGGCCUGACCAGAGACCCUCUGGAGGAAAUGGUCAAUCUGGAGAGUUAUGACAGCGAGGGACCCCUCACACCUGAGACUGACGACUCUACAGAGGGGAAGACGAAGGUGCUAAAACCUCCUGGAGAAGCUGACUUCCAGACCAUCAAACUGAUUAGCAAUGGUGCAUACGGGGCGGUGUACCUGGUGCGUCACCGGGAGACCCGUCAGCGUUUUGCCAUGAAGAAGAUCAAUAAGCAGAACCUGAUCCUGAGGAACCAGAUCCAGCAGGCCUUCGUGGAGAGAGACAUCCUCACGUUUGCUGAGAACCCUUUCGUGGUCAGCAUGUUCUGCUCAUUCGAGACCCGCAGACACCUGUGCAUGGUCAUGGAGUAUGUGGAAGGAGGAGACUGUGCCACGCUGCUGAAGCACAUCGGAGCUCUGCCUGUAGAGAUGGCGCGCAUGUACUUCGCCGAAACCGUCCUCGCUCUCGAGUACAUCCACAACUACGGGGUGGUGCACCGAGACCUCAAACCUGACAAUCUGUUGAUCACGUCUAUGGGACACAUUAAGCUGACUGAUUUUGGGUUGUCCAAAAUGGGUCUGAUGAGUCUCACAACAAACCUGUAUGAAGGCCACAUCGAGAAGGACACCAGAGAAUUCCUAGAUAAACAGGUGUGUGGCACACCAGAGUACAUCGCCCCAGAGGUGAUCUUACGGCAGGGAUAUGGGAAACCUGUGGACUGGUGGGCCAUGGGCAUCAUCCUCUAUGAGUUCCUGGUGGGCUGUGUGCCUUUCUUCGGGGACACACCCGAGGAGCUGUUCGGCCAGGUCAUCACUGAUGACAUUGUGUGGCCUGAAGGUGAUGAAGCGCUCCCAGUUGAUGCCCAGCACCUCAUAUCUGCCCUGCUGCAGACCAACCCACUGCUCCGCCUGGGCACAGGAGGUGCGACCGAAGUGAAGCAUCACCCGUUUUUUGCUGAUUUGGACUGGAACAGUUUACUGAGGCAGAAAGCUGAGUUUGUACCACACCUUGAGUCAGAGGAGGACACUAGCUACUUUGACACACGUUCAGACCGUUACCAUCACAUUCACUCGUUCGAUGAAGACGACACCAAUGACGAUGAACCCGUUGAGAUCCGGCGUUUUUCCUCCUGCUCUCCUCGCUUCAGCAAGGUGUACAGCAGCAUGGAGCACCUGUCCCAGCUCGAGCACAAGCCUGUGGUGACCCGAAGGGAGCCCAGAGGUCAUCGGGAGGACCGGGCGAAGAGGGAGAGCCUGGGUAGCUUCACUUUGAGAGACAAAACAUGGAGGACCGGCUCUCCUGAAAUGAAGCGCCUGUCCUGCUCUGUGUACUCCUUCACCGAGUCCGACUCCAGUCCCCCGGGCGUGCGUCGCCGUUUCUCUGCUCUCAUGGACACACACCGGGUCACCUCUCCUCUAGAGACGGACACAGACUCACACGCUCGCCACACACCAGUCAAAACCAGAGGGACGUCACUAGAAGGCGCUACAAUGGCCACCGGCUCAGGCGGAGCCGAGUCCUCCACCACGGCACCAGCAGCACAAGCAAUAGUAGAUAAACAUCUGAAACCUGCUGAUGCAGCUGUGACAUCUGGACCGUUCGGAACCAGAGCCCCAAGUGAAGUGGUUCUACGACGAGCGAGACAUCAGCAGCUUUCAGCCGAUGGAGAGAAACACACUCCCACCCGCUCUGGCACCAAGGUCAUAAAGUCAGCUUCUGCCUCUGCCUUAUCCGUCAUGAUACCUGCAGCAGUGGAGCAGCAUGGGACGUCCCCGUUGGCCAGCCCCAUGUCUCCCCGCUCGAUCUCCUCCAACCCAUCAUCCCGCGACUCAUCCCCCAGCCGGGAUUACUCUCCAUCCGUCAGCACUCUGCGUUCUCCCAUCACCAUCCAGCGCUCGGGGAAGAGGUACGGUUUCACGCUGCGUGCCAUCCGAGUCUACAUGGGGGACACCAACGUCUACAGUGUCCAUCACAUGGUCUGGCACGUGGAGUGUGGAGGCCCCGCCCAGGAGGCGGGUCUGUGUGCCGGUGACCUCAUCACGCAUGUGAACGGAGAGUCUGUGCACGGGUUGGUUCACACAGAGGUGGUGGAGCUCAUUCUGAAGAGCGGGAAUAAAGUCACAGUGACCACAACUCCUUUUGAGAACACGUCCAUUAAGAUUGGACCAGCGCGAAAGGCCAACUCCAGGGCCAAGAUGGCACGACGCAACAAGAAAUCCAUCACCAAGGAGGGGCAGGAAAGUAAGAAGCAAAGUCCUUGGCUCCGUAAAAUCACUAAGCACUCGAACCUGCUCCACACCAGCCGCAGUCUUUCCUCUCUGAACCGUUCUCUGUCGUCCGGUGACAGUCUCCCUGGCUCUCCUACCCACAGCCUGUACGCUCGCUCACCUCCUGACUCCGCCCACCUUGGCAUGUCCUCCCAGAGCAGCUCCCCGGCGUCCUCCACUCCAAACUCUCCGGCUACGUCUCAUCACAUGCGCCCGAGCUCGCUGCAUGGCCUGUCCCCUAAGCUACAGCGUCAAUUUCGCUCGUCUCGCUGUAAAUCAGCUGGGAGUGUCCCUCUGUCCCCUCUGGCACACACCCCCUCCCCGAGCACGCCCGGCGCCACACCCGCUUUCCCCGCCAAGUUGCACUCGUCUCCACCGAUAACGAGGCCUCGCUCACCUCUCCUUACACGGGUGCAGUCGACCGAGAAGCCGGCUCCACCCUCUCCGCCGUCGUUCACCUCCUUUCCUUCGGCAGCCGAGAAAAAAGGUGGCCUGAGGAAACACGGUGUGGAGGAAUACCGUAUGCUGCAAAGCCUGCAGGAGAUUGAAGGAGAAAACACACUCACAGAUACGCUCCAGACUGCAAACAAGCAGGACUCGCCUUCUGUCGCAGACUCGGGACUUAGCAAGAAGGACAAACCGUCUGCAGGAAAAGAGCCAAGUUCUUCUAAAGCCUAUGAUUCCAUCAAAACCAUCUCUACAGCAAAGUGGGAACCUGCAAAGCAAGACAAAUCUGCAUCAAAGAGCCCAGCUACACAGGAUACAAUCUCUGACGUGAAAGGACAACCUGCAGGGAAGACACCAUUACUGCGCGUAGAAACCACUGUACCAAAAAUGCCAGAGUGCCAGGCUGAGCGCGAGAAAGGAAAAGUGGUGUGGGUGAACGACUCAAAAAAUAAAUCAGAGCUUGUUGAACUGGGGAAGUGUGUGAAGACCCCCCAGACUGUAGAGGUUAAAAUGGAAGUCGGGAGCAGAGGUGGUGAGAGCAAGGCUAAAGCUCCAGCACCUCCAGUGACGGACGCAGGUGUGCUACAAACAAAAUCCAAAAUGGAGAAGUCUUCAGUCCACUCUGGGUCAAUCCGAACCCUCCGAGAAGAGCGCUCUCAGCUGGAGGUUUUGGAGGAAAGCCCGGCUUCCCCAUCUCCUUCCACUCCAUCCCCCAGCACUGGCAAAUCUCGCACCAUCUCCCCUGGUGACCGCUCGAGCUUCGUCACUCAGCUCACCAGCGUGGCCAAAACCGUGCUCGGGCCCAUGAAGCUGGGGUCACAGGACGGCGGGAAAGGGAAGGACUCCAGCGCCAAAACUAGUGAGGACAAGCGUUCUGGGACACUGGGAAAAUCUGAGGCUUCCUCAGGGGCCUGGCGCAUAGCAACAGGAACGUGGCCUGGACCAGGAUCCUCCAAAUCAAAGAGCUCUAACAAGCAUUCCUAACUUCCUGUAUGGGAGGAAAUGAGAAGUAAGCGAUACUUAAAGCGAUGACCUAAUACUUCCACAACCACCAAAUUAACACUUAACCCAAAUAAAAAAUAAAAGGUGCUCUCGAUCUGUCAUCGUUAGAUGCGUGUAUGUGUAUAGGCAGUUUUUAAAGCUGCAGUAUGUAACUUUUAAGGAUUCUCAGAAGAACAUUUUGUAACGUGGGUAGUUGUGUGUAACAUCUGUUUACGUUCCAGUUGUAAUGAAGUAAGACCCGGGGUUGUGGCCGUGUAGCCGUUAUCAUCUUUGACCUUUACUGUUUUAAGGCUUUUCAGGGCCACGUUCAAUAAGGGGCGGAGCUUAAGCUAGAUUUAGUCAGCCAGUCGCAAAUUUGAUCACAUCAGUUUGAACAUUGUUAGCUAGCUAGCAAAUGUAGCCACAUAGCAAAAUAGUUUACUCGAUAUUGCUGUAAUUUCUAUUAAAAGAAAAGUUAUAUACUGCAGCUUUAUUGUAAAUGUAACACCAGAUCAGUGUAUAGCAAUUAAAGCACUGUGUGUGUGUGUGUGUGUGUGUGUGUAGCUGCAUGGUAGAUAUUGUGAAUAGAGAAUAUGAUAUUUAAAAAAAAUACUACGCAAAGACCUGAUGCUAGUGAACAUCGUACACAUCCGAUUGUCAUAACAUGUCUCUAUAGCAACAGCAUGUCAGUGAUGUCAUAUCAAACGCUCUCAAUAGCGACGGGUGGCAGAGCCUGUCGCUUCUCUAAUAGCAUAAUGACAAAUUAAUGAAUAGCUCUCCUUACUUGAAGAUGCGUAAUACACAGUCAGAGGUUUGCUAACACGCUGGGAUGAAAGCAAUGCGUUAUUUCACCACUUACACUCGUAAACACCUGACUGGUCCUGCAACAUCUCCAGCUUGCUACUGAUCGCUUUCCUUCACGACACCUGUGGUGGACACUGAGAAGUGUGUGAGGCGUAAACGGAGUGUUUAAUGUCCCAGAGAAUGUGUCCCAGAGAAUGUGUCCCAGAGAAUGUGUUCAAGUUUUGUCUCUAAUAUUAGCCUUCUACCACUAAGUUAGCCUUCUCUCACUGAGUUGGCCUUCUCUUUCAAAGGAAUUUCAGAAAUUCGCUGUCUCUAGUGUCAGCUUUCUCUCGAAAAGUUUAGUUUUCUUUUUAAGGUUAGAUUUCUCUCAAAAAUUAGCUGUCUCUAGGGUUAGCUUUCUCUCGAAAAGGUUAGCUUUUUAUCUAAGGUUAGCUUUCUCUCAAAAAUUACCAGUCUCUGGUUUAGCUUUCUCUCAAAAAAGUUUAGUUUUCUUUUUAAGGUUAGCUUUCUUUCCAAAAUUUGCUGUCUCUAGGGUUAGCUUUCUCUCAAAACUGUUAGGUUUUUAUCUAAGGACAGCUAUUUCUCAAAAAUGUGCUGUCUCUAGGCUUAGCUUUCUCUCAGAAAGAUUAGUUUUUCUCUCAAAAAGGUAAGCUUUCUAUCUAGGUUUAGCUUUCUCUCUCAAAAAUUCGCUGUCCCUAGAGUUAGCUUUCUCUCAAAAAGUUUAGCUUUCUCUAUAAGAUUAGCUUUCUCUCUCAAAAAUGAGCUUUCUCUAAAAAAAAUUAGCUGUCUCUAGGGUUAGCUUUCUCUCAAUAAAGCUUAACUUUCUCGCAAAAAAAAAAAAAAGUUAGCUUUCUCUCAAAAUUUUGCUGUCUCUAGGGUUAGCUUUCUCUUUAAGGUUAGCUUUCUCUCUCAAAAAUUAGCUUUCUCUCUAAGGCACGCUCUCUUUCUGUAAGGUUAGCCUUUAUUUACUGGUUGCUCAGAAUUUAGACCGUUUAAGUACAGACACGCUCUUAAACCGAAUUGAGGAUUUUUGCUCCGCCCCCUUUUACAAGAAGUCACAGUUUGUACGUUAGAGAGCACAUUUUACACCACAGUGCUGCUGAGUUCUGAUAUCUGAUUGGUCAGGAACUGUUGAUUCUUUUUCUACAGCAGCGGCUCUGACAGUAGUACAGGUUUUUGUGCUAGUUCUAGGGUUAUUGUUUUAUAGAGCAACAGAUCAGUCACAGAUACUCGAACCACCGUCCUGAUUACUGUCCUGACUUGUAGAAUUGUAGGUUUAGGUUCUCUGGGCCUUUAAACACUGAAAACGGAACAAAUUUACUUUAAAGAACAUGGAAGAUUAACUGGUGUGUGUGUGUGUGUGUGUGUGUGUGUGUGGGUGUGUGUGUGUGUGAAACUCUUCCUACAUAUGCAAUGAGAGCUUUCUCCUGUGUGUAAUUUAAUGUAGACUUUGUUUUCACACUGUUUUUUCUUUCCUAUUUCUUACUUGACUACGUUUUAUACUGUGUGAGUAGAUGUGAUUUCCAACAGUUAGUAAGUGGCAAAUAAUGUUCGGAUUUGCUUGUUUACACGGAGUACCGCCCCUGCAUCUUAGCUGACAUCCAGAAUGUUCCAUCAUGUCACUAGAUGAACAACGUUUCCAUGUUGCGUCGUGCUAUCACGUCUGUGGAUGUGUUUAACAGUGCAGUGUGUAGCGUUUAGAGGUUAUAACCGCGUUAUUAUUAUUAUUAUUAUUAUUAUUAUUAUAUGAUAUCGAAACCUCACUACCGCCCUCCAUCUUCAGCAUUUACAUCGAGACAAUGUGAUUUACAACGUGCUCAUGAGGUGUGGUUUGGCUCUAACCUGCCCCCUAGUGGACAAAGCUUUUAUUCCAUUAAUCAUACAGAGCAUCUGAGCCAAUGGACUGUUGUUCAUAUUUAUUCUGGUCCAGAAAUUAGCCUCUUUUCCAAAAAGAGUUUCAGCUCACACUAGGUUCAGGGCACUUGACAUUUACAUUUUACAUUUACACUGAUCAUGUAUAACAUUAUGACCACUGACCAGUGAAGUGAAUAACACUGAGUAUCUCCUCAUCAUGGCACCUGUUAGUGGGUGGGAUAUAUUAGGCAGCAAGUGAACAUUUUGUCCUCAAAGUUGAUUUGUUACAAGCAGGAACAAUGGAUUUUGAGCUUUGAGUUUGAUGAAUGAACAAAUUGUGAUGGCUAGACCACUGGAUCAGAGCAUCUCCAAAACUGCAGCUCUUGUGGGGUGUGCCGUCUGCAGUGGUCAGUAUCUAUCAAAAGUAUCCUUUAGUUCCUGUAAUUUGUGAGGUGUUGCCCUUGGAGGCCCUGAUGCUAACAUCUUGGUGUCAGAUACCACAGCACACCUUUAGAGAUCUAGUGGAGUCCAUGCCUUGAUGGGGUCAGGGCUGUUUUGGCAGCAAAAGCGGGACGGACACAAUAUUAGGCAGGUGGUCAUAAUGUUAUGGCUGAUCAGUGUAUAUUCUUUUGCAAACUUUAAUAUGCAAAAAAGACACAAGAUCUCACAAAAACAAGUUGUUGUACUGUAGAUGUGAUGAAGCCUGAUGGAGAGCUAAUAAUGUAUUUCAUUUCAAAAUAUUCAGCAUAGCAGUGAUAUUCCUUUACAAUAUAUUGCCAAAAGUAUUGGGACACCCCUCCAAAUCAUUGAGGUUUGUUUUUCAGGGGUUUGGCUCGGCCCCUUAGUUCCAGUGAAAGGAACUCUUAAUGCUUCAGCUUCAUACCAAGACAUUUUGGACAAUUUCAUGCUCUUUGUGGGAACAGUUUGGGGAUGACCCCUUCCUGUUCCAACAUGACUGCACACCAGUGACCAAAGCAAGGUCCAUAAAGACAUGGAUGAGUGAGUUUGGUGUGGAGGAACUUGACUGGCCUGCACAGAGUCCUGACCUCAACCCCACAGAACACCUUUGGGAUGAAUUAGAGUGGAGACUGUGAGUCAGACCUUCUCGUCCAACAUCAGUGUCUGACCUCACAAAUGUACUUCUAGAGGAAUGGUCAAAAAUUCCCAUAAACACACUCCUAAACCUUGUGGAAAGCCUUCCCAGAAGAGCUGAAACUGUUAUAGCUGUAAAGGACGGGACAACUCCAUAUUACAUUCAUGUGCAGGUAAAGGCAGACGUCCCAAAACUUUUGGCAAUACAGUGUAUCACAAUAAUUCUCCUAUCUUUCAUCUUGGGUUACAAUGGUCAUUUCUGAAAAUAAACGUUAAAGGAUUUAAUUGUUAAACUUACUGAAGGUUACUGAACAGAACUGUGAGGUUUCCUCAGACUUGUAGAAUCCAGCUGCCUAAACGAAACACCAACACUUUUCUAAAAGGUGAAAACAUGUACAUAUAAAACACACGCACAGAUUCACUCACGUUACGUCAUAUAAACCACACUGACGUUUCAUUUCAGCCGGCGUUCCUGAGGUACUGUGUGUUCUGCUCUGCGCUAGUGUGUUCGAUGAGCUCCUGUCAUAGACGAUGUUUUGUGUGUGUGUGUGUGUGUGUGUGUGUGUGUGAGAAUUGUUAGAGUGUCUCGGUGUCUAGAUUCACGUAGGCGUUACAUUGUUUUCCACUUUGUUGUUGUGGAAUAAAAACCACUGUAAAGAAUGCACUUUAUUUAUCACACAUAUUUAGAGGGGGUCCAAGCAACGGUAACAAGAUGACCAGUUUCUCUCUCUCUCUCUCUGUCUCUCUGUCUUUUAGGAGUUGUAAUUUUGUUUCCUUGUGACUAAUAUGCACUGUACAGUUCCAUUUAAAAUGUGAUCGAUGUCAGUGAGCUGAAUGGAUCUUUGUAAACAUGGGUUUGUCCACCAGUCGUACCCAAAAUGGCCACGUGAUGGUUCCCUUAUCUGUUUUUUACUAGUUUGUGGGGCAAUAAAUUAUGGUUUGUCCAUCAUAUCUCACACUCUUCUUUCAUCACAUCUCACAUCCUGGCUGUCGGGACAUUCCCACCUGCUGGCCGAAGUGCUUGGGCCCCUGUAUUAGCCAUUUUAAUUUGUUUACAUGUUGCUUUUGGUUUUAUGAUCAGUUUUAUUUAUUUUAUUUUAUUUUAUUUGCUGUAAAUGAUCUAGCAUGUUCAUAUUCAGAUCAUGUACUCGGGUUUAUUCGAAAUAUUUACUUUUUUGCAUUUGAUCAUAAAAUGCUUUUUUUUUAUACUGUUUAUUUAUUUAUUGUUUACAAGGGUGUUUUUUUUCCAUUUCAUUUUCCUCAGGCAAUGUUGUGAAGCAAUGCAAAACAAAGAGGCUGAAGUGCAGUAAUAAUGAUAAAAAUAAUAAAAAAUAAAGAUUUCAA